AUGGCCCAAUCAUCAAUAACAUCAAAACAUACCCUUCAUUCAAUUUUCAUUGAAGCAAACGUUAAAUUAAUUUUUUCAAAUGAUUUAAUUCUUUUUAAAGGUGCAACAAAAAAAUUUCAAGACCAAUUAGAUCAAAUGAAUGUACAAUACCCAGAUUCAUAUGUAACAGGUUCUUUAUGUUUCUCUAUUGAUGCAUGGAAAAAAGUAACACAUAUCUCAGUUCCAAGUGACCUUAAAUCAGUAAAUACACUUUCAUUUUUACCAAAUGCUAAUCAAAGAGAUUUUUUUAUUCACAUUUCCUCCGAUCGUUUUGAUGUUGCUUUUCAGUUAACACAAGAUACAAUCAAAAAUUUUGGGAAUACCAUUAGAAUCGAGCAAGAGGUACAUGGGUUUAGAAGAAUAGAAAGCCGUGAUUUAAGUGGUUUUAUCGAUGGUACUGGAAAUCCACAAACUGAUGUUGAUAGAGAAAAUACCACACUCAUACCACAGGGGCAACCCCAUGAAAAUGGAAGUUAUGUUUUUGCACAACGUUGGAUACAUCAUUUAGAAAAUUGGGAACAACAAUCAGUGCAAUAUCAACAAGAUACCAUAGGAAAAGUAAAAAAAGAUAGUGGUUUCAUUCCACCAGCCAAUCGUCCUGCUAAUUCACAUGUAUCAAGAGUUGGAAUUGUUGAAAAUGGCACAAGGUUGAAGAUAUUAAGACAAUCUCUUCCAUAUGGUUUAGCAUCUGGUGAAAAAGGUUUGUUUUUUGUUGCUUUUACAAAUAAAUUCCAUAAUAUUGAAGUAAUGUUAAAAUCAAUGUUUGGUAAAACUGAUGGUAAACAGGAUUUAAUAUUAAGAUUCACUGUGCCAAGUAGUGGGAGUAUAUACUAUGCCCCUUCAAAAGAAGAGUUGUAUAAUUUAUAA
Dictyostelium purpureum is the source of this 906-nucleotide messenger RNA. RefSeq lists its product as uncharacterized. Gene Ontology annotation, molecular function: peroxidase activity; heme binding. The coding region runs from base 1 to 906 and encodes 301 amino acids. NCBI's taxonomy places the organism in Eukaryota, Evosea, Eumycetozoa, Dictyosteliales, Dictyosteliaceae. The record is from RefSeq and is a predicted model, not a curated record. The transcript is spliced from 2 exons. Gene Ontology annotation, cellular component: cytosol.